AUGGGCGAAUAUGGCACACUGGACACGAACACCAUCACCAGCAGCAGCAGUGCGUCCUCGCUCGCCUCCGUUCUGAUGCCGAUGCCGAUGUCGAUGGCCGCCGCGCCCCCGUCCGCCGCCAUGUCGGUCGCCGCAGCGGGCAAUCCGACCGGUUCCUCCUCAUCGUCGGCUGCAAUGGCGGUAGCCGCCGCCGCCGCCGCCGCUGCCGCUGCCGCCGCCGCAGCGACAGCAAACUCUACAACGAACAAUAUGCCGUGCAAUCACAUCCUAACCUCAGCGUCGACGUCCUCGGUGGAGUCGGACGGGUACCAUUUUUACCAUAAGACUGGCAGUGGCGCCGCCGGCAGCAACGGAAUGUCCGUGAUUGGCAGCGUGACUGGCGCCUCUGGUGCCAAUAGUGGCAGCCACCAUCACCAUCACCAUCAUCCCCACCACCAGCACCAUCACAAUGGUGGGGUGGUGGCCGGUGGUGGAGCCGGCUCGGGCAGCGGCGGAGUGACGAAGGGUGGAAGGUCCGGUCACGAAUCGUCCGGCCCGGGCAUGCCGCCACGACCGUCGGCAGUGAGCAGUAAUGGCGCCGGAGUCACCAAUGGUGGCAGCACGCCGGGGAACGCCGGAAGCGGAGGCAGUGGUGGCCGCGUCAAGUGUAAGGACCCGAUACGUGUCGGUUUCUAUGAAAUCGAGAAAACGAUCGGCAAGGGUAACUUUGCCGUGGUCAAGCUGGCUCGCCAUCGAAUUACCAAAAACGAGGUAGCAAUUAAAAUUAUUGAUAAGUCCCAGCUUGAUCCUGGCAACCUGCAGAAGGUCUACCGUGAGGUGGAGAUUAUGAAACGCUUAGACCACCCGCACGUCAUUAAGCUGUACCAGGUUAUGGAAACCCAGAGCAUGAUUUACAUAGUCUCGGAGUAUGCUAGUCAGGGCGAAAUUUUCGAUUAUAUUGCUAAGUACGGGCGGCUUAAUGAGCGUGCAGCUAGGAAUAAGUUUUGGCAGAUACUAUCCGCCGUAGAAUAUUGCCACAAUAAGGGAAUAGUACACAGAGAUCUUAAGGCUGAGAAUCUACUGUUAGAUUCUAAGAUGGACAUCAAAAUAGCGGACUUUGGAUUUUCGAACUUCUACAAGAAGGGCGAACUGCUGGCCACCUGGUGCGGCUCACCGCCAUACGCCGCACCGGAGGUGUUCGAGGGUAAACGGUACACUGGGCCAGAAAUUGACAUAUGGUCCUUGGGUGUAGUUCUCUAUGUGCUGGUCUGCGGUGCUCUGCCCUUCGAUGGAUCAACGCUGCAAUCGCUGCGGGAUCGCGUGCUGUCCGGGCGGUUUCGGAUCCCGUUUUUCAUGAGCUCGGACUGUGAAUCACUCAUCCGGAAGAUGCUCGUGCUCGACCCGUCGCGCCGGUUUUCGAUCGAUCAAAUCAAGCGCCACCGCUGGAUGAUGGUGGAGAUCAUCGACACACCGAAGAUCAGCAGCCUCGUCAUCAAUGGGAACGCCGGCGGUGACGUCAGCGCGCUCGAGACGGAACCGAACGAGCAGAUACUGAAGAUCAUGCAGAACCUCGGCAUCGACAUACUGAAGACGCGCGAAAGCUUGAAGCUGCACAGCUACGAUCACUACACAGCAUUUUAUUUGCUGCUCCUGGAAAGACUGAAAAGCCGCACGAUGUCGCACGAAAGCGCGAGCGCGGCUGCGGCGGGAUGUGGUAGCAUCGGGCCCGGAAAGUCGGCCAUGCUCGAGUCCCAACGGCGCCGACCGAGCAAUGUCGCCGAGCAGGCGAUGCGCAAGCUGGCGAUCAGUUCGCAGCACAAAGCGGACCAAUCAAGUUCCCCGAAACAUCAGCAGAUCUCGCCCGCGAUGCCUUCGGGUUUGAUAAACCAGAGCUCCGAAACGCUACACAGUCUGCUGAACGCACCGAUGGGUUCCGGCGUACCGAGCACCGGUGGCAGCGGUGGUGGCCUUCCCGCCAUGUCGACCGGUGUAAUCAUGCUGCGUGACACGAGUAUCCGCGAGCAGCAGCCCGUGUUGAAGGAUAGCUCCUACUUCCGGGGUGUUUCGUACACGUCCAGCUCGGGGUUCGCCGACUCGUCCCUAUACCAGCUGGCAUCGUUGCGAGAGCGUGACUGCAGCUCCACAUAUCUUACCGGCCCGACCGGUACCGGGCUCCUGCCGGCGUCCCUAUCGUCAAACGUGGCCGGUGCGCUGGCAGCUUCCCGUGAAACCAGCUCGAUCGUGCUGCGUGAAUCGGGCAUCCUUUCCAAUCGCAUAUCGUCGACCCGCCUGCUGUCCAGCAACAUCGACAAGCGCAUCCUCCAGCAGAGCACGGAAGACUGCCGCCGAUUGCUGCAGCAGGCGCGUCCCGUGUCCAUGGGUGAAGCGAACCGGUAUACGAAACCACCAUCACACUCGCCAGUGAACAACAGCGACCUUCAUCAGGCAGCUUCAUCUCAGCAACAGCCCCAGCCUCCGGGUGGCUCAUCGGUCGUGGGAGCAGCGUCAACGGCGACCCCGCCACCUCCACCGCAGUCCCAGCGCUACUCGGAUCCGCUGAACGGUUUCAGCAAGGACUACCUGACGAACGUUUCCACCUCGAACGAAACGUCCAUCACCGUGCCGCCGUUCAAGGAUUACAUCAACAACAUUCAAACCUACUCCUACCUGCAGCACUACGAACCGGCCGGGCUGGCGGUGACCAGCUCCACGACCACGGGCCACACGCCCCAGCCGACGUCCAUUACGGCGCAGUACAGCUCCAGCACCGAUGAGGGUUGCGAAACCGAUCUGGGAGAUGAAGAUGUCCAGCAGUCGAUUGAUAAGUCCAUCCAGCGGCUAAACUCGUUUGCCAGCUCCAGCUCGUCCAGCGGUGUCGUCACGAACAUUCACCCGAAGAGCCUGAGCCAGAAUCUGAGCUGCGAUUCGUCGCGCAGCAACUUUUCCACCUUCGAGAGCCUCGAUCUCAAUUUGUCCGACUGCGCGGAGCUGGCCGGUAGUCUGCCUUCCUGCACGGCCACUACGGAGGCGUACGAGACUGCCGUCAAAGAUGAAGCUGCCUUCCGUGCGGUCACGAGCUCGGUCUGCAUCAAUCAACCUCAGUGUGUGUACGCCAUGUCUGACAAGAUGGUUGGAUCGUUCCUACGGGCAAACACGGUCUACCAGGACGUGCACAAUGGGGACCAUCGCAGUAUCACCCGAUCACCGGUCGAUUUUCGUGAAGGACGUCGUGCCAGCGAUGGUCUUGUAACGCAAGGUCUGAUCAACGCCGCCGAUCAUCCGCUAAACUCACCGGUCGCAUUCAACAGCCAACGGUUGAACGAGACGUGCAAAGCGAAGGGCAUCCUGGAGCUACACCUGCUGCAGAAGGAAGCGGCCCAGCUGAAGGUGAAGUACCAGGCCAAUUUGCCGCAGGACGAAAUCAACGUACGCCAGCUGCAGCACAGCCAAUUUCGGGUGAACCCGCUCGAGAGUCUCAUCCUGAAGCCGCUCUCAUCGUCCUCGCACGGCAGCAGUGGUGGGGGACUCGAUCCGGUGAACGGUGGUGGGUACUACAACAAGGUGACCGACUACGUCGGACUGGUGCUGGGUGUGAAGGGAACCGCUGGAGGUACAAUCGGGGGGGCAGCGUCCGAGCAGGGCGGCUGUAAGCUCGAUCCGGAGCAGCAGCUCCUGCUGAGGGCCGCCGGGGGAGGCGUUGUCCGCUCGGACCAGCUAAGUGCUGCCGCCGCCGCCGCCGCCCAGCAGCUCCAGCAGAAGCCUCCGCUGCAGCAGCAGCUCAUGCAGCACCGGUUGCUGCAGCAGAAGCGACAGAUCCUGCAGAAGCAGGGCGCCAUGGAGGCGGGCCUGAGCCGCCGGCAGAUGCUGCGGCAGCACAGCUACAAGAUCGCACAGCAAACGCAAAUCCUACCGCCGCUACCGUACGCCGGCGAGGGAGCCGAGUCCGGCGUCGACUCCGGCUAUCCGACGCUGCAGUCCGUCCGCGAGACGGCCAUCCUCGAGACGGAAGCAUCCCAGGAUUCACUCGAUCUGUACGCCCAGCUUCACCAACUUCAACAUCACCAUCAACACCACCAUCAUCAUUCGCAGCAGCAGCAGCAACAGCUUCACCACCUUCAACAACAGCAACAACAACAACAGCUGGCAGCUUCCGAACGGGGGCACUGCUCCUGGAGCACGCUGCCGAGCUCGAUGAAGACGUGCCAGAUCAGCGAGGGAACGCCCUCGAGCGACGGUCCGUGGAACGUGGCCGCACUCUACCACCAGAAUGUACCGCCUGGCCCUUCGUUGUACCCUUCGUCGCAAUGGAUCACGUCCCACGCGUCCUCGAUCCCGCACUCGAUGCAGCUGCCCCUGAGCGAAAGUCCCAUACCGGAGCUCGCCGAGCAAAUGGAGUCAAUUUGAGGUGUUGAGCGAAGUAUUGUCGGAUCUUUUACAUGCAGCGUUUCGGUGCCGCUCAGAUGCAGUUUGAGAGGAAUUACACGCAAAAGUACACGGGAUGUGCCAGGUUGUAGCGGGAUGAUUAGGAAAAUACCGAAUUGAAGUUUACUCAGAUAAAAUCAGGUUCCACAUUCUGGUAAAGUUAAAAAAUUCAAAAAUCAAAGGCAUAAAAUCCCUGAAUGCAAAACAGUUUUGCACGCCAUAUAUAAAAAUUAUAGUGAAAUGAAAACAAAAACAAAGGAAACAAAUAACGUUCGAUAGGGAACUCACUUAUUUAGCUACCGUUUAGCCAUUCGGUUUUGUAUGACUUGCAGCGUAGUCCUCUACGACAAAGAAGCAGACAGACAAGUAAAAGUAAAAUUCAGACUUACUACAGAAUUAAAAAUAUUCUGUAAUUUACUCGUAAAAGCAGCACUCGCUAGCCAUGCAGCAAACAGAAUUCAAUAAAUUAGUCAGAGAGACUGACCAACGUCAAUUGUUUGAAACUGAAAAAAAUAACAUACCAAGUAAGUAACUCAUAAACACAAAAACUACAACCACAUACUCGCAAGAUGAAAUGGCCCAAAAAAAAAACCGGCGCUUUGAGCUUGGCGUGACCGGUGGCCGACACAGCAGGGCACACAAAAACUACCGAGCCGUAACGGAUUUUCGCUCGUCGACUGAUCUGCCAACCAAAAGGAAUUUGUCGUUAGGAACAAGUUUGCAAGUUUGUCUGCCAACAUCAAGCCGUUUUUUUUCGAAUGGCCCGAAAGCUAUGUUAGUUCAAUUAAUUCGAAGACGCCUCGGGGCGCGACUCGAGCGGGUUUUAGGGGCAUUCAUAGAAAAGAAAAAUAAAACCAGUAACCACAAAAAAUGAUGGAAUCGUAGGGACACCACGACGUAUCGUAAUGCGUAAAUGGCCUCCCCACAACAUGGCCGGCUUUCGAUCGAUUUGUUUUUAAGAUGUGAUAGAGGAGAAUCUAGUCGAACAAGCUGCGUUUUUCGCUGCACUGCACUGCGCAACCGGAUGAAAAAGUUUAUAUUAAGGUACCGCCAGGCAGACAAGAGUCAGAGAAAAUUAAUUGAACCACCAGCAGCUUAACCGCAGCCAACGAGCUGUUCCGAUUUAGAUAAAAUAAGUUCCAGGUUGUGUACGCCAGAGAUGCACCUUCUGCUGUGUACGUUGUUACAUAUGAUUUUUCGUUAUAGAAAGGCCGGAUUGUAAUAUUUUAUUGUGGAUAAUUAUAAUACGUUGAU
This is a messenger RNA of Anopheles coustani, 5655 nucleotides long. RefSeq names its product serine/threonine-protein kinase par-1 (gene Sik2). Gene Ontology annotation, cellular component: cytoplasm. The record is from RefSeq and is a predicted model, not a curated record. Gene Ontology annotation, biological process: intracellular signal transduction; protein phosphorylation; microtubule cytoskeleton organization. Lineage: Eukaryota; Metazoa; Arthropoda; Insecta; Diptera; Culicidae. The coding region runs from base 1 to 4383 and encodes 1460 amino acids. Gene Ontology annotation, molecular function: tau-protein kinase activity; ATP binding; protein serine/threonine kinase activity. The transcript has 13 exons.